AUGUAACAGUCACGUGGCACAUGGACUCAUGACUGCUUUGGGGACAGGAAGCAAAGAAAAGAAAUAAACAAGAGAAAUGCAUAGAUGAGCCCGAUGUAGAGAGUGAACAGGGACGUUUUACAAGCAGUCGUGCCUUUUCUUCGUCCUCUACAAAGACCCUGACAGCACGAGUUCCAUUUUCUGCUGGUCAAAGUGUUUUUACGUGCAAACAUGUCAGGAAAAGUUGUUCUGUACUACUUCAACGGUAGAGGGAAGAUGGAGUCGAUACGGUGGCUUCUGGCUGUUGCUGGUGUUGAGUUCGAAGAGGUUUAUCUGACCACCGAGGAGCAAUUCAGGAACCUGGUGGAUGAUGGCGCGCUGCUGUUUCAUCAGGUUCCCCUGGUUGAAAUGGAUGGAAUGAAGCUUGUUCAGACUAAGGCCAUCUUGAACUACAUUGCUGCAAAAUACAACAUGUAUGGAAAGGAUAUUAAAGAGCGUCUCAUGAUUGAUAUGUACUCUGAGGGUGCUAGGGACAUCAUGGAUAUGAUCCUGGUUCUACCCUUUACACCUGCUGACCAAAAACAGAAACAAAUGGACAAAAUACAGGACAAAGCCAAGGAACGUAGUCUUCCAGCUUAUGAAAAGGCUCUUGCUCAUUCCCAGUUCCUUGUGGGAAGUCAGUUAAGCUGUGCAGAUGUGCAUCUCCUUGAGGCCACUCUCAUGCUAGAGGAGCUGUUCCCUACAAUACUCUUCGCUUUCCCCAAGAUCCAGGAAUUUCAGAAGAGGAUGAAAGCAAUUCCAGCCAUCAAUAAGUUCCUGCAGCCCGGCAGUCAGAGGAAGCCUCCACCUGAUGAAGUGUAUGUAAAAACUGUUAUGAGUGUAUUAAGCUUUCUUUUCAAAUAGAAGACAGAGUAGUUCAGUGACGGAUCAUUCAAGCAAGAAGAUGGAUUACGAAAGGCUGCUAAUCAUAUAUUCUUUUUAACACACUAUUUUGCCCUUUGGCCACAAGUGAGCAUUGAAUUUUCUGUUCUAUGAAUUGUCCACCAUAUCCAAGCAAUCUAAACUCAUGUCUACCUGUUUCUUACUUUUAAGUACACACUUGUGAGAGAUUUGAUGUAAAUCCUAAUUAUGAUAAUCAUACAAAUGAGUGUAUUGGUCCUUUACACAUUGCCUAUAUAUUAUGCAGGCUUUUAAAGCAAUAAAUAAUUCCAAGUUUAA
Tachysurus vachellii is the source of this 1197-nucleotide messenger RNA. It is a transcript of the gene gsta.1, whose product is annotated as glutathione S-transferase, alpha tandem duplicate 1. NCBI's taxonomy places the organism in Eukaryota, Metazoa, Chordata, Actinopteri, Siluriformes, Bagridae. Gene Ontology annotation, biological process: glutathione metabolic process. Gene Ontology annotation, molecular function: glutathione transferase activity. The transcript has 7 exons. The coding region runs from base 211 to 882 and encodes 223 amino acids. The record is from RefSeq and is a predicted model, not a curated record.